AUGGAUGCUAACCGCGAGCUCAUCGCCCGAUACGUGGAUCAGUACCACCGCUACCCUCUGUUCUUCUUCGUUCACCACCUGCUCUUUAAUUUGUUCUCUUAUUUAAAGGGCGUUAUCAGGCAUGAAACGCCGAGAACGAUGGACGAGCUUUUUGCAAUUGUGAUAGCAGAAAGUGAAGAGCAGGGAUCCGAGAGCCUCAACCAUGCCACACGUGAAGUUCAACGACAAUUUGCUGAUUUAGUUCCGUUUUUCAACGAGGUUUUUACAAACCUUUUGGAAUUUCGUCCAACUUUCCGUGGAAAGGUAUUGGUCCUCUCCUUAAUGACCCAUCAAGAAGAGGAAUACGUCAACGAAUUUGAAGAGAAUUUCCAAGAUCGACAUGAAUCCUACCGGCUUCGAGUCAGACAAAAAUGGGCCAUAGCUAAGUUGGCCCAAAUUUGGGUUGACCAGUACCGCACUGGAAAAGGGAAACGUCUACACAAAGCCCUGUAUGGUCGCAUUCCAGCUCUCGCCUACGAGAAGACCGAGUGGGGUACAUGGAAAGUCGUGGAUCGAAAAGCUCCAAUGGUCGAGUGCUUGACUCGCCGAAUGGCAAGGCAAGGAGCUGCCAUGGUUCCAGUCCCACAACAAGCUCAAGAAGAGAACAAGCCCAUGGGCGACUUCGUGUUUUUCUUGGAACAAAUGGAAGAGGAAGCUGAACGUCUGAGAGAACAACUUGAACAAUUGAGACUUGCCGACAUUGCUGAGAAUCGACUUCAAAGAGAAACAGAGAAUGUCACUCAAGAAAAUGUGCAUGGACAUCAACAAAAUAAUCCGUCCCAUCGCCAAACAUAUCAAAGGAACAAUCGUGGAAACUACCAGAAUGGAAAUUACAACAACAGAAACAACAAUUGGAACCGCAACCAUCAGUCCAAUUACGGAAAUCGAAUCAAUAACAACCAAAGAUAUCAUAAUGAGAGACAACAGCAACACAGAAACAGAUGGAAUAAUGGAGAAAAUAAUUAUCAAGCAAGAAACAACCACUGGAGCCAUCAAACAGAUCGGGACUGACGCCUUAUCAACGGUCCAGAAAACAGAAUCAAUGGCAACCGACGCAAUGGUGAACGACGGAGAAACCACCAUUGGAGCCAUCAAGCAGAUCGGAACGGACACCUCAGCAAUGGGCCUCAGCAUCAAUGCUCACUUCACAAUGGAAACCAAUACAAUGAACCACAUGUUUAUCAAACUCGAAAUCCCUAUCAGAAUGAUCAAAGGAAUCACUCAAUUUCCACUGACAGUCGAUACCACAGAUCCAAUGAGAACCGCUACAAUGAUGGAGGUCGAAGAUAUCAAGAUGACAGACGUGAUUAUAGACGUGAUGCGGACGGUCGUGGGCCGUCUACAAGUGAGCACCGCUACUGA
This is a messenger RNA of Caenorhabditis elegans, 1401 nucleotides long. Lineage: Eukaryota; Metazoa; Nematoda; Chromadorea; Rhabditida; Rhabditidae. The record is from the annotation of a RefSeq genome assembly.